Molecule: messenger RNA, 3205 nt
Organism: Exophiala oligosperma
Lineage: Eukaryota; Fungi; Ascomycota; Eurotiomycetes; Chaetothyriales; Herpotrichiellaceae
Exons: 3
Coding region: 440-2716 (758 amino acids)
Biological process (GO): regulation of DNA-templated transcription
Molecular function (GO): DNA-binding transcription factor activity, RNA polymerase II-specific; zinc ion binding
Source: RefSeq, a predicted model, not a curated record
CAUGACUUCUGGACUGCGCUCGGGGGAUGUCGUCACCCAUAGCACUCAAUCACUGCCCUUAUCAACUCCCAACAGAUGCUAUUUCCAAUAUUGGUACGGAGCACGGAGCAAAUAUCUGUUAGGGGCCAGUCAGAAACCAAAUGGAAGUCUUCAUGCGUGCAGCAUUGCUCUUCACUGUACGUAGUACUUGGGGGCAUCUAGAAGCGAUCGCUUGACUGGAGGACUGCCUAAGUGAAAUCUCUCCCCUCACUGCCAGCUUCACUGCCCAGGUGCUCAGAGAACACGCCCCCAGAAUAAUUGUCCCGGUGAGGCGACGCUGAUUGGGGCGUCAUUCUCCAGUCAACUCCCGCAUCACGAACGCGACUCUCUUUUUCACAGUCUUCCAUCUUCCGGAACCACGGCAUCACUCUCAACCAGACCAUCGUGAGCUCGCAAGGAGAUGGCACGAAGUAUCAAUGGUCGCGAUCAGUCUGGCGAUGAUCCGGCUUCCUCGUUCGCAGGCCCCGCCAACUCGCAGUUCGAUGCAUCAUCCUUUAACUUCCCUAUCGACACCCAGCUGGCUGCCAUGAAUCCAAAUUAUGGCAUGUCGACCUAUCCACGAGAUCUGGACGAUCCUACUGCAUCACUGGCUCACUCUGGCGCAGCACAGCUGAAUAGCCUUGCGACACCUUCCAACGGCGCAGAUGCCUCCAUGGCCCCCCCUCAGACACCCAACCAAGCGUCCUUCAUGUCUACGCGCAAGAGCGUCGACGGUCUGUCUGAUGCAAUGCAAAUUCCUCUGACUGGGGACAAGAGAAAGCGGUCAAAGACAUCACGCGCAUGCGAUGAAUGUAGAAGAAAGAAGGUUCGAUGCGAUGCGCCGACUGAAGCUGAUGGCACACCCAAAACCUGUACAAACUGUCAGAAAACUGGAGUGACCUGUGAAUUCGAACGCAAGCCUAUGAAGCGUGGACCGUCCAAAGGUUACAUCAAAGAAUUGGCGGAACGCGUUCAGCAAGUCGAACACGUACAGAAGCAAGCGCUGCGGCAGUCUGUCGACGGGACUUCUAAUUUUGCUGGUUACGCUGAAGCUUUUUCACCUGACGAAGCCACUACCAGACGCAACUUUUCUUUUCCAGAUCCACGCAGCCCUUUCGCGCCGGCUGAUUUUCAGCGCGACCGAAUUCCUAGUACUGGUGCCUGGGGCAAUGUCGCUCCGAGCUUACGAUCUCGAGACACAGGAAGUCUAGCAAUCGCACCCGAUCAGCCUCUUCCUGAAAGUGUCUCCAGUCAAGAAGCCGUCAAAAUGGUGGCGGAAAGCGUCAAGCCCUUUUGGUCCGAGAUCGACUCACCUCCUCCGCCAAAACGAGCGCGUCUUGACGAUACUUAUGCGAAACUCGAAAAGUUCGACAUCAGUGAAAAACACUUGAACAACUACUACACGCAUGUGCAUCCACACUUUGCGCUUCUUCCGCAAGCCAACUCUGUUAUAGAGUUGGUUUCCAACUCUGUCCCGGCCAUGCAACACGCCUUCGCUCUCUCCAUUGAGCUGUUAGAUAGCAGCCACAAUGAGUCUGCCGUCAAUGGCAACCAGCGUGAUCAGCCGUCUGCGCCCUCUCAUAGACGCGAUCUCCCAACCACAGCUUUCGACACCUUUCAUGAUUUGACAAUAUUCGUGGUAUCUGUGGCGCAGGACGCAGCCUCUAAUACCCUCCCUGACAAUCUUACUUCUCUUUGGACGCUUCUUCUCCUGGCGGCAGCAUGCGACAGUGAUGUUAACCAAAUCACCGGCCCAAAGGCAACGAAAAACGAUCUUCUCGCUUCAAGUCUGCGGGUCAUCCAUCAUCUCAAGCCAAGAGUUACACAUAUCGUCACUGAUGAAAUGGACGCAGACCAAAUCGAUGAGAUUGUGAAACAAGCCUUCAGCUGUCAAUGUUUGAUGUCCAAGUUACAUGAUCUAAGCUCAGGAUCGUACGCCAGACCGCUGACUCCAUUAGAACUGCAAGAUAAGGAGGCCAUGGUAGGACCUGCUGAUACAGCCAAGAUGCCUGCUGAAGCAGGGUUCCUUGCUCAAUCUUCCAACAUCAUUACCAUGGUCACUUGUUUACUUCACCUGGACUCGUACAGCUUUUCAGGAUCACAAGCGAAGCGCAUUCUUACCUUUGGUCUGUUCGAAAACACACUGAAGAGUUCUCCUACGCUCAGUCUCGACUCUCCUUUUGUGCGCCAAGUCAAACUGCUGCUCGAAUUGCUCACAGCACGGUACCCAGAUACUGAGUUCAGUCCCAUGAUCGUCCUCCUGAAGGCUACACAACUCGCCGACUUCCUCACAACCGAGGCUGCGACAUACCCACACUUCAGUCCUUUCGAUAUGCACUGUUGGUCUCUUGCAACCAUCACAUUCUGUGAACUCGCUAUGCAUGCCAAAUCAGACGUGUAUACCAAGCCAGCCCUGGAGAAUAUGCUUCGCUUGAAAUCGGCUCUUCAACAAAAGUCAGAGUUCUUUCAUAAACAAUAUGGCUAUGCAUUCUUCUGGUCUCCGGAAAAGAGUGUCGCAGAUGAAUAUCGAAUGUCUCACUGGGCAGACUGCUUGGUUAACAUGAUCGACGAUGUCACAGCGAGAUCAUCGACAUUGGGAGAAGGCGCGAACGAUGAUACACUAGUCUUGCCAAAUUUCUCUCUGCUGUUGAUGCAGGGUUGGUUCCGUGCACUGUAUCACUACCGAUGGAAGGAUUAGUCGACGCUGCGAUUAUCUGGAAUAUGCCAUGGAUCCAGGCAUGAGGAGUAAUCAGAACUUACAUCGCCAUCACGAGAUGACAGAGGAGAAAUGAAUUACGAAUGGUCAACGACAUGAGGACAGAGCUUGUGGUCCUGGAACUGUGGAGAUGUCUUCUCUACGAGACGCCAGAAGACGAAUAUGUUUGGAGGGGGAGAAUGAUUCGCAAAACGAUAACCCUCCCACUCAGCUUUUGACUCUCGCAGCUACGAGCAGCCACCAGCUUGAACGAAGGGAGUUUGUACACUAAGGCUGAGACUUGCUGGCUGGCCACCUUGAUGUUAGAGUUUAGCGCAGAACAUGAGCUCAAUUGUAUGUAACACUCUCGACCAAGGUCGAUGACAAGAAUCAUGAAAGGCUGCCAGUUCUUCAUCAUCAACGAAAUGCUCCAACCUAGACAUGUAGUGCAGAUCAAAAGUACCCUGUAUUGUUUCCAUGUUCUCCAAAUCU